AUGUCUCACCCAAACGCAGACAUCGUAAUCAGCGCGUUCAAUGGUGCCUUGGCUGUUCGCGAUUUUCCACAUACUCAACGAGCCUUUGCAUUCGAAGUAACUUUCUUUCUGGAAAGCCUAGGGUCUGGCAGGGGAACGGGAUCCCAGAAGCCACCUUCACAUUUUCAUCCUUACCAAGAAGAAUAUGUUGAAGUCCUGGAAGGGAAUUUGAUGGUCGAAGUCGACGGGCGAGAGUAUCUGUUGAGUCCCGGCGAUGCACAGGACACGCCCAUGGCUUAUAAGCUCGAUGCUAUCUUUUUCCAGAACUGGUACGGUUAUCUUGAUGAGAUUGCGCUAACGGGGGAGAAGAUGAAUCUCAUUCAAACUAUGUGUAUGUUUGAUGCAGGGGGGACAUAUUUAUCACUCCCACGGUGGAUACCCCUAAAUAAAUGGAUUGCAUGGGCACUUGGCAUAGCGAUGGGAAGAUGGCUGGGCGGCAUUCUAGGGUAUCAGCCGUUUUAUCGAAAGUGGACGACAGACUGGCAAUUGGCUUGCUGGAAAAUGCCCUCUUCCAUCAUUCAGAGAAGGUUCAUAGAUACUACAAGGGAAAACUGA
Molecule: messenger RNA, 594 nt
Organism: Daldinia loculata
Lineage: Eukaryota; Fungi; Ascomycota; Sordariomycetes; Xylariales; Hypoxylaceae
Exons: 4
Coding region: 1-594 (197 amino acids)
Source: RefSeq, a predicted model, not a curated record